GCGGCGGGCGCCUCGCUAGCGCUCGGAAGCGGCUCCGUGCUCAAGCCCCGCCGCGGGCCCAGCCACAGAGCUCACUCGCCUCUUCCUCCAGCGAUGUGAACGCUGUCAUUAGCGCCAGCUUACUUGGACUGUUAAGGCUUGUUUUGAAAAAGAUUAGUCUGAUCCACCAGUUAAUUCUCAUACGGGUCCAGGUUUAUAGCUGGGGUAUUUCUGUGGGUGUACUUUGUAGCUUGCGUGCUCACUGCAUGCAGACUAUGUAAUCUCUCAACGUUGUGGUGAAAAUACUAGUCUAGUGUAGGCUUACUUCCCUACAAUGCUUGCAAGUUGGGUUUUUUUUUUGUUUGUUUGUUUAGUGGAGUUUUAAUGGUAUUUGGAAUUUGCUGAGGCUGUGGAAGUGUCGGUAUAGUAUUGUUUUCUAGUUAGUUCAGAUACAAAAUUUCUUAAAACUUGUGCACGCUUCUGUGCUUUUAAAUUGAUGGCAUGAAGUUGUCAAUUUAUCUGUUCUCUAAACCUUGUUCUCUGAAGUCCUUGCUCAGUUAAUGAAUUGGUCUUAGCUUUGUGUGGCACUUUCAUCCCAAAGUCGCUCUUUUUGGUCAUUCACUUUAAACUGUUGGAUGGCUUGUCUAUGCUUUCUCCCAAUGCUCAGUUCUCAGUAAAAGGUUAUGAUUUGAACUUAUAUUUCUGUUUAUGGACUUCUUAAGUAUCACAUUAUGAUCUGGAAUCCCUGUGUCUGGUUUUCACCACUGAAAUUUGUAUGUCGUAUCCAUGGUACAUCGUGGAGAACUUGCCAUUUAUCACCGAAGAAGUACUGAGGAGAUCUGUUCUGAAUGCUAUUUAAAAAUUGGGAUAAGAAUGCAGAGUUGUGAAAUUCAGAAAUCCUACAGAUUAAUUACAUCAUGAAGUAGCAGGGCAGUGGAUUUGAUUUUUCAAGACACGAAGGUCCUAUAAGAAAAUACUGCCCUUGAAUUCUCCUUGCUUUUUGGCAUUGCCGUCACCUCUGUUGAGAAGAUACAUUAAAAGGAGUACUGGGUCUGGCUGGGAUGGAGUUAACGUUCUUCGUAGCAGCCCAUACCGUUCUGUGUUUUGGAUUUGUGGCUAAAAGAGUGCUGACAACACAUCAGUGUUUUGGCUAUGGCUGAACAGCGCUUGCACAGUGUCAAUGCUUUCUCUUUCCCCUCCCCUGCUGCCCCAGCAAGUACACUGGGAGCAGGCAAGAAGCUGGGAGGAGACACAGCCAGGACAGCUGACCCAAACUGACCAAAGGGAUAUUCCAUGCCAUGUAACAUCAUGCUCAGCAACAAAACCUGAGGCAGAGGACGAAGAAGUUUUUUGUUUGAUCAUUUUGCUUUUUUUGGCAGGGGGUGGGGUGGGAGGGGAGGGGAUUUUUGUAUUGGCUUCCAAGGUGGUGUUUGUUUGGAGGCAGGCUGGGUGUCAGUCAGCCUCUGGGACGUGGUGAGUGGUUUCCUUUGUUUCGCUUUCUUCUCUUUCCUUGGCCAGUUAAACUGCCUUUAUCUUGACCCACAAGUUUUCUUGACUUUGUUCUUCCUAUUUCCUUCCUCAUCCUGCUGGUGGGGAUGAGGAGUGAAUGAUCAGCUGUGUGGGUGCUUGGCUGCUGGCUGGGGUCAACCCACCACAAAAAUACGGAGAGCAGAUGACCUCCAGCGGAGUUAUUAAAUAGGCAGUUGGUUUCGGUUUGUUGUGUUUACAAAGUGUUGAUGUAGAAGUGACGUAGUUACAGAUUUUGGCCUUUGCUCUUGUUUGGAGUGGAGGUGGAGUGAUAGUUACUGUGAUCAGUAGAUAACUUGGCAUCAGGAUCUAGUGCUUUAUGUUUGUGAUUGAGCGAGGGGUUUGUACACGGGAUGUUCUCAAACACUUGUCACUGGAGCAUUGGGCUCUUGGGUUUUUUUUUUAAAGGGAUGUAGUCAUUUGCUACAGAAGCUUGUGUUCUGAGAGUAGUGUAAUGUAUUGUCUGAUGUUAGAUAAUGUGGAAAAUCAGGAUAUGUUCAAGUCAGUGUAUUAAAGGGAUUCUUGUUCUUAAUGUUUGAAAAGGCAGUAAACAUGUAGGGGGAAUACUGAAGUUUGCUUUGUAAAUUGAAGUACUCCCUGAAGUUCCUCCUUGUUGGCUAUUUUUGCUCUUUCAUUUGAUUGUCUUCACUGUGUACACUAAGUGCAGUGCUGGACUGUGAGUAGCAUACUCUUGCUGUGAACUUUGAAAGCAGGUGGAUUUCAGAAGGAUGGACACGUACUGUAAUCUUGAGAUGGACUUACGCGUCUUUCAAGGACUCAAAAGAAUUGAAUUGAGAGUUUUUUUCCCUCGAUUUACUGUCAGUCUGUUUCAUUUCAACAGUUCAGUGUGGCACAACUGAUGACCAAGUAAUCUCAUCGUGUUUUCAUCAUUUGCAGAAGUCAACUUAAAUUUUGAAUUUCUUUUGCUUCCAAAAUGGAAACACAAAGAUGCCGUGCAUAGCAGCUUGGAAUGUGGAAGGAAUUCUUCGUAGAAUCCCAAACUGUGGGUUCACUAUAUGCUUGGCUUUAAAAUAGUAGCCACUGCUAUGGAUGAGCUGCAGCAGUGUAAGCGAAGUAUGUAACCGAAGUACAGAUAUCAGCCAUUAAUUAUGUUUCGUUUUCUUUCCACAGUUAAGUUGAUUUUACAGAAUUUAUCAGGUCUUCAAAGCAGAAACAGGUGAUUUUUGCUGUGGGUUGAGCUCAGCAUGGCUGUAGUCAUCCGUUUACAGGGGCUUCCUGUUGUUGCGGGUCCUGCAGAUAUUCGUCGUUUCUUCUUGGGAUUGAAUAUUCCUGAUGGAGGUGUGCAUAUUAUUGGAGGAGAGAUUGGGGAGGCUUUUAUUAUAUUUGCAACAGAUGAAGAUGCACGGCGUGCCAUGAGCUGUUCAGGAGGGUUUAUCAAGGACUCGCGCAUAGAGCUCUUUCUCAGCAGCAAGGCAGAAAUGCAGAAUACCAUAGAAAUGAGCCGGAAACGAUUUGACCGUGGGGGACGAGAAACUAUGGCUGGCUCUAGAAGAACAGGUACUAACGGUUCUGGUGCAUCAGGUGUUGGUGACAUUCCACAUUUAGUCACGGCUUUUCCAAAAGGAAUAAGUAAACCUGGUUAUGGUCCACCAAAUCAUCCGGAUGCUGGUUUCCAUACUAAUGGCACAAGACGUGGCGAUAUAGGUAUGCCUAAACCAAGCUAUCCGUCACGAAAGGAUUCUCACCCAUUUAACCCAGAUGAUCUUUACUUAUUUCUACGUGGCAUACCUUACUCUGCAACAGAAGAUGAAGUACGUGCUUUCCUUUCUGGGAUACAUGUGGAUGGGGUGAUUCUGAUAAAGCAUCGCAACGGUUUAAACAAUGGUGAUUGCUUGGUAAAAUUUGCUACGCCUGGUGAUGCCUUAGAAGGACUUAAACGUCAUAGACAAUACAUGGGUCAGAGGUUUAUAGAAAUAAGCCCAUCCACAGAGGAACGGUGGAUUGAAUAUGGUGGGAGGGUAGACAUGCCAAAUGAGAUUGAUCACUUUUUGUGCGAAGAUCAUUCUCCAAGAAGUUUGGGCUACAUGCAUGCAAGGAAGCAUUCUCAUUCAAGAUCACCAAGGAGACAAAGAACACGUUCUCGAUCACCUCCCAGCCAGGAAUAUUACAUACACUUAAGAAACCUAUCUACUAAUGUGGAGAAGAGAGAUUUGAGAGCUUUUUUCCCUGAUCUGGAUAUAUGCAGCAAACAAAUCAAGCUUCUAACAGAUAAGCAUCAGAGGAGGACUAGAGAUGCCUUUGUGAUGUUGAGGAGUGAGAGAGAUUAUCAGGCUGCUUUGGAAUGUCAUAGAAAGGUUCUUCUCAAUCGUCCUGUUUACAUUUUUCCAAUUUCAAGAAAGUCAAUGCUGAAAAUAAUUGAUUCUUGUGAGAGGAAAAGAUCACAGGACAGAGAUCAUCCUGGACAAGCCAUACCAGAAAAAAGUUAUCGGGAAGGUCAUUCUGGCCCCAAGAUGUGUGUUUACGUAAGGAAUUUUCCAUUUGAUGUGUCAAAAAUUGAAGUGCAAAAGUUCUUUGCGAGAUUCGAUAUUGAUGAAGAUGAUAUUUACUUGCUCUAUGAUGACAAAGGAGUUGGGCUGGGAGAAGCAUUAGUGAGGUUUAAAUCUGAAGAACAAGCCAUGAAAGCAGAAAAUUUAAAUCGUCGAAGAUUUUUGGGAACGGAGGUAUUAAUAAGACUUAUAUCUGAAGAGCAGAUGCAGAAGUUUGGUGUAAAUGUACCGUUGUCUGCACCAAAUGAAAUGCAGAGUCAUUCACAUCCGUAUGACAGAGGUGAGCUUUCCCGUCCAGUUGGUUCACCAUCUGGGCCACCACAAGGGCCACCCAUGCAUUCAUUUGGUCCCCCUGGGAACUUCAGGCAUCCUUCUGAAUUUAGGCACCCCCCUGAGGACUUCAUGUGCCCUCCUAAGGAUUUUAGAGGUCCGCCGCCCCUCAUGGAUUUUGGUGGUGACAGUGAACCUUAUGGCAGAAUGGAGUUUGGGAAUAAUAAAAUGGGAAAUUUUCCUGAAGGAAGAUUUAUGCCGGAUCCAAAUUUCAGUGGUGGUUCUGAACGUGUUGUUCCUAUUCGAUUGAAAAAUUUACCUUUUAAAGCAACUCCUAAUGAGAUUCUGGAUUUUUUCUAUGGCUACAGAGUCAUACCAGAGUCGGUUUCUGUACAGUAUAAUGAACAAGGAUUACCUUCAGGUGAUGCCAUCGUUGCUAUGACAAACUAUGAGGAAGCUAUGGCUGCUAUUAAUGAACUGAAUGAUAGGCCAAUUGGUCCACGGAAAGUUAAGUUGAGCUUGCUGUAAAGGAGGAAAAGAUGCUCUAGAAUAGAACAUUCUAGAUUUGACAGUAUUGACAGGUAUUUUCACUUUUUUAAUUACUGGAAGAUGCAGAAGAAACUGUUUCCAUCAACGGUUGUAAAUAAUACCUAGUUCAGUUGUUUAGCUCUUGGUUGAAAUACCUGUACGGUUAAGAUAUGAGAACUGUAUUGUGCCUACUUCUUGUGGCAGAGAAGAGCCCAGAAAUUCUGGAGGACAUUGAAUGUCUUACAUCAAGGUAUAAAGGCAUGGAAUUGUAAUGCUUUGGGUUUUUUUUUUUUUUUUUUUUCAGUUUGCUUUAAUUCCAUGUCUUAUGACUUUGCAUCAAAUGAAAAUGUAAGUGCUGGUUGAUUGACCACACAAACGGUUCAAAUAGAAGAACUUCAGUGCUACUGCAUUAGUAGGUAACGCUUCUUACUGAGGUUAGCUUAAUAAAAUU
Molecule: messenger RNA, 5262 nt
Organism: Egretta garzetta (little egret)
Lineage: Eukaryota; Metazoa; Chordata; Aves; Pelecaniformes; Ardeidae
Gene: RBM12B
Product: RNA binding motif protein 12B
Exons: 2
Coding region: 2712-4811 (699 amino acids)
Biological process (GO): regulation of RNA splicing
Cellular component (GO): nucleoplasm; ribonucleoprotein complex
Molecular function (GO): RNA binding
Source: RefSeq, a predicted model, not a curated record